Molecule: messenger RNA, 3384 nt
Organism: Sardina pilchardus (European sardine)
Lineage: Eukaryota; Metazoa; Chordata; Actinopteri; Clupeiformes; Clupeidae
Gene: ubl3b
Product: ubiquitin-like 3b
Exons: 6
Coding region: 977-1330 (117 amino acids)
Molecular function (GO): protein binding
Source: RefSeq, a predicted model, not a curated record
GCUGAUUUCCGGUGUCUUUAAAUUCGCUGCCAUCAGUCUGAUGUUUUUCAAGUGGAAAAGAUCAACCCAAACGAUGGGUAGACCCCCAGUUUUACGAUAGCGUGUUAUCGUAAUAGACAGAUUGUUAUGGUUUGAAGGUUGACCUUAUUGCGCAUCUGAUCCUUUUUAAGGGACGUGUUUUCUUUACCAUGCCCUGUGUCAGGAUGGAUUAGCACCGUGCUCUGUGAUCCACUGAUGGUCAACAUUGACGUUAGCUGUUUGGUUAGCGAGCUUAUCGUAGUUAAAGUUAGCUGUUCCUUCAGCUUUUGCUAGCUUGCUAAUCAUCACCAGAGCGUGAAUUUUGCUGUCAGGUAAGCGUGCUUUUACAGUUUGUUGUUAAGAGCUAGUACUUAUAGGUUUUCACUGACCGUGUUAUGCUAACGUUCGGUUGAAAUAGCUUAACUGCUAACGUUAUCUAACGUUAAUGUUAACUUGCAUGCAUCUAAACAGCCGUAGAACUUCUGUCAACAAUUUCAAGCAAAUGGGUUCUAGCUAACAAGCAAUAACGUUAGCCCACCGCCUGAUUACUUGUUUAAAAAUUGAAAAGGUUUGAUUUACUAAUUGUUCAUCUGGCGACAAUAAACGUAAUGGUAAACAUUUCUUGCCACUGAAUAAUUAAGUUAGCCUUAUCUGACGAGCAUUUUGCUGGAUAUCAUUCCUACAGAUUUGUGUGUGUGUCUAUCUGGCCUUAAAAUCUCAUUCGUCAGCUGUUGCACCUCAGUGUCAGUAUAUGAUCAAAGUUGUGUGCGUUUGCCUGAUAUACUGGCUGGUGUGUUGAGGUAGUAGCCUUGAAUUGGUGCCAGGCAGUGGGUAGGAGAGAAGGGUUGGGGGGUAAAGAGCACUGAAGCGCACACAGGCUCUUUGUGCCAAGGGUUUGCCCCCCUUCACCACCGACGCAUCACCACAUCCUGUCUGCUUUCCACCUCUGCCCACAGCCAUGACAACUCAAAGAGACCCCGACACGGUGAACCUCCGGCUCAUCCUGGUCAGCGGGAAAACACAGGACUUCACCUUCUCCCCCAACGACUCCGCCACAGACAUCGCCCGUCAUGUCUUUGAGAACUGGCCUGCAGGUUGGGAGGAGGAGCAGGUGAGCAGCCCCAACAUCCUGCGCCUCAUCUUCCAGGGACGCUUCCUGCACGGGAACGUCACGCUUGGAGCUCUCAAGCUGCCCCCUGGCAGAACCACUGUCAUGCACUUGGUUGCCAGAGAGACCCUACCGGAGCCCAACUCCCAUGGCCAGAGGAACAGGGAGAAGACUACAGAGAGCAGCUGCUGUCUAUUGUUGUGAAAAAAAAGCAGAAAACUAAAGAAAUGAUACAAAAAGGACCCAACUAUAACCACAUCCAUACUCCCUUCCCUAUCCAUGUCCGCCUUCACCCCACGUAGGUCUGUCAGUCUGUUCACCAUAGUGUGUUUUUGAGGUGAUUUUUGCCUGAGAACUUUCAGUGGAAUGGACUGGAUCCUUGCGUAUUUCUUACACACCUUUUUUUUUUGUUGUUCUUUUUGUGCCAAGUAUUAAUAUCCGAUAUUUUGUGGCGUUGCCAAAAUUUGCAUUGGGAUUUUACUCUGAACUGUGUGGAGGAAGAGAAGAAAGAAAACUGCACAGAAUGCUGCCAACAGAAGCCCCCAGCGUGACGAGGUGCUGGGGGUGAGGAGGAGAUGACCAGGCAGGAGCUGCUCUGCGUAGACAGGAAGUCUGCCAUGCAAACGUUCCCUGCUCAAGGACAAGCGUGCCUCCCCCCCCCCCCCCCCCCAUAUAGAGGAAUUUCUCUCUUUCUCUGUUGUGAUGGCCCACACACUUAGGGACUGCAAAUCGUGCUUCGAGCGGUCGUAAAAGAAGCACGUGUUUGUGUGCGUGUGUGUGAGUGCGUGUGUGUGGUCUGUAGUGAGAGACCUUGGACUGCACUUAUCUUGGAACUUCAUCUGAACUUAUUCUGUGUGUUUCUCAUGGUCUUAAUCUCACAACAUAACCCCCUCCCCCCCUUUCACACCCAGUGUGUCGUUCUAGACUUGCCUGUUAGAAAGUGCCAUGUGUCACAGCACCCCCUCCAAAUAGGACUCUGCCUUUAGGUGUAACUUAGAACCUUCUGAAGGACACUUGUUUGCGGUGAAGAUUAUCCAAUGCCUGAUCUGUGGUGGGUUUGUCUCUGGAUCCAGACCAAGUGCAGAAGAAAGGGGUUCCGAGGGUCUUGUUUCAAAGAAAUGAUAAGUAAAUGAACUAAGUGAAGCAAGAGGUGGUGUUGGUGUAUACGACAGUGUCGACAGAUGCAUGGCCAGGUCGUGUAAGUGUUUUAUCACUUUGGUGUGUGUGUGUGUGUGUGUGUGUGUCUGUGUGUAUGUGCGCGUGCGUGGGUGUGGUUGUAUGCAAUUUUUGGCCUUGAACCCCAGGAUAUCCUUUUGUGAAGUGCAGUGCAGAUGUGUGGUUGCAUGAAUCAACUGCCGGGAUGACCGCGGUGCAAAACAAAACAAACAAACAAAAAAAAAAGAGACAAAAAAAAAAGAAGAGGCCUCAUCCGCCCUUCGACUCGGCGAUGCCAUUUUGUCUGAUGCUUGCCUACGACUCGUGCGCCCAGACGAGACGUCUGUCUGCUGGCAGAGGCCCCUUGGGGCGGUGGCAGCCUUACGAGGAGUCAGACGGGCACGGGCGCCUCAUUAGGAGACGCUGGGGUGGCGCGGAGAGCGCCGGAGGGGACGAGGGGGGUGGGGUGGGGUGGAGGGGUGGGGGUGAUCAGGCUUUGUGUACCCACUGUCUUUUUCUUUCCCCUUUUUUGGUUGAAAAGGGUUAGCCCCACUUAACAUCCUCUCAACCCCAAUGUGCCAAGGGGAUACGGGAGCUCUGGAGGGUUGGAUUUCACUUUAUUAUUUUUAUUAUUAUUAUUAUUAUUAUUAUCCUUUUUUGUGAUUGUUGAAAUAAAUAUUAAUGAUUGAAGGUCUUUAAAAAGGAAAUCUUUUAAUACAUAUUGGUAUUGCAUUGUAUGGCUACACUUUAAAAAAAAAAAAAUGGCUUACUGUUGUUGAUUUGAAUGAGAUCAUGGUCCCAAGGGAUAUAUGUAUGUGUGUGUGUGUGUGUGUGUGCGAGGGAGCGAGCGAGCGUGUGUCUGUGUGAGGGCGUGUGUCUGAAUGUUUUGGUAGGAAUGGUGCAGAUGAAGCAGGAGAGCGAAUCAGUCAUGGGUGACUGUGGUUUCCUUGGAAACAGCUUGAGUUCCUCCUCUGAGCGACCCUUCCUCAGUGAUCGUCUCUUAACCUCAGUCACCUCUCUGGCAUUUAGCUUCAAAUGAUUCAAACUAAAGUUCUGCUUAAAGCUUGUAUUAUAAAUUAAUAAAACAUCUUUCCAGAUAAGGA